AAGUGGAGGCAGCUCAAACAACACCAAUAUGGUACAACAACCAUCAAGUAAGGUGAGAAAAUCCCAAAAGAAGAAAAACUCAGGAAAGAGAAGAGUCAAGAGGCAGAAGACAAGAAAGAUCAAAGUUAAGCAACGAGAGACAGUUGAAUUACAGAAGACAAGAGGCAUCAAGAGUCAGAG
Messenger RNA from Cetraspora pellucida, 180 nucleotides. Lineage: Eukaryota; Fungi; Glomeromycota; Glomeromycetes; Diversisporales; Gigasporaceae. The record is from the annotation of a GenBank genome assembly.